Messenger RNA from Staurois parvus, 588 nucleotides. The record is from the annotation of a GenBank genome assembly. Lineage: Eukaryota; Metazoa; Chordata; Amphibia; Anura; Ranidae.
AUGGGGUAUGGUGGUGAUCAGGGUGCUGGUAUGGAGUAUGGUGGUGAUAAGGAUGCUGGUAUGGGGUAUGGCAGUGAUCAGAAUGCAAAUAUGGGGUAUGGCAGUGAUCAGACUGCUGGUAUGGGGUAUGGCGGUAAUCAGGACGCUGGUAUGAAGUAUGGCGGUGAUCAGGAUGCUGGUAUGGGGUAUGGCGGUGAUCAGGAUGCUGGUAUGGGGUAUGGCGGUGAUCAGGAUGCUGGUAUGGGGUAUGGCGGUAAUCAGGACGCUGGUAUGAAGUAUGGCGGUGAUCAGGAUGCUGGUAUGGGGUAUGGCGGUGAUCAGGACGCUGGUAUGGGGUAUGGCGGUGAUCAGGACGCUGGUAUGGGGGAUGGCGGUGAUCAGGACGCUGGUAUGGGGGAUGGCGGUGAUCAGGACGCUGGUAUGGGGGAUGGCGGUGAUCAGGACGCUGGUAUGGGGGAUGGCGGUGAUCAGGACGCUGGUAUGGGGGAUGGCGGUGAUCAGGACGCUGGUAUGGGGGAUGGCGGUGAUCAGGACGCUGGUAUGGGGGAUGGCGGUGAUCAGGACGCUGGUAUGGGGGAUGGCGGUGAU